GCGCAAUGUUAUCAGCGAAGGGCCACCGGCUGGACGCCCGCGAUGACUAUGCAAGCACCACACAACUUGACGCUGGAAUUCUUGCGGAAACUGCUCGCUGAAGCAGAACCCGAUGUGACCGUCUCUUCCUUUGAGGUUGCCACAGGCUCGGGUCGUGGUGAUAAUUAUACGGCCAUGCUGUACCGGAUUCAUGUCCAGGGUACGACUCAGGAUGGAGAACCGUGGAAGCGUUCGCUCAUCUACAAAUGUCUACCCGACAAUCCAACCCGCCGCCAGGCGUUCAAGUCGGACGUUCUCUUCAGGAACGAGGUGGCUUUCUACACACAGGCACUACCAGUACUGCUCGAGUUCCAGGAAACCUGCACCGUCAGUUCACCGUUCCGAGCCGCCCCGCGCUGUUACCUGGCCCAUGAUUCAGAACUGGUACUUGAGGACCUGUGCGCCAGAGGGUUCGUUAUGGCUGAUCGCAAGGCGGGCCUGGACGCACAGCAUUGCCGCGCCGCAAUGCGAGAGCUGGCUCUUCUACAUGCCCUGUCGCUGGCAAUGAAACUUCGCCGGCCGCAAGAAUUCGCCACCAGGGUCGCUGCCUGCGUGCAAGAGGCGCUGUUUGUUCCCGAGAACGAGGACUGGUACCGAGGUUACUAUCGGGCCGCAACACGUAAUGCGCUCACCGUGGUGAGGGAAGCGUUAGGUGAUGGAACACUAUACCUGGAUAAGUUCAGAGAAUUUAUUGACAACAGUAAGUUCUUCAGGCGCAUGGUUUCAUUGGUGGAGCCACGAGAACCCCUUGCAGUUCUUUGUCACGGAGAUUACUGGACCAACAACAUCCUGUUUCGAUAUUCCGAGACGGGCGAGAUUCUUGAGGUGUGUCUGGUAGACUUCCAGCUUGCUCGGUAUGGAUCACCAGCCCUUGAUAUUGUUAACCUCCUUUAUUGCUGUACCUCAAGGGAAAUGAGGCUUUGGCAUAUGGCUGGCUUGCUGUCUGAUUACCACGCCACUCUCAACAAGGCACUGAGGCAGCUUACACAAGGAGCUACGGACCUUGAGUCUGAUAUUUUAGAUCCCGACUGUCUGUGGGAGAUGUUACAAGACGAAAUGCAUCGAUGUGGGAAGUAUGGAUUAGGUCUGGCUCUAGACAUGAUUCCCAUCUCAGUAUGUGAUUCAGCCCAGGCACCAGAUUUAUAUGUCAGUUCUGAUGGUGCUAAACCUCAAGAAGCAGGUAUCAACAACACAUUACCGGUGAGCACCUCAAGUGAACUCUGUCAGAGGAGGAUGGCUGAAUUGGUACAAGAGCUUGUUGACAAUGGUAACUUGUAAUGAAUAUGAAUUCUAGAUUCAUGCAUUGUAUCCUAAAGUUAAACAAAGUUCAUUUUACAAUUUGUUUAUGAGAAACAAGGAACAUACAUGUUUCUAAUUAAAUACAAACCAAGAGUGAUUAUGGCUAAUCUUACUUUAUACAUCACUCAAAGUAAGAAAGCAUUUGUCAUUCUAUUUUUAGUAACAUGAUAUAUUGUAUCACAAUAUACAGUUACAUAAAAUAAAUUCGCUUGAUAUACUAUACAGUUAACCAGUCUUUCAUAUUUCUAAUCAUAAAAUGCAGACAAUAUUUUAAUAAAGAACUCAGCAAACAAACAUUCUCUUAGUGUAGCAUAUGAUGGACAAGUCCAAAAACAUAGCAAUCCAUGUUAGUUAUUACUAACUCCAAAGUACAGGCUAUUUCUUAAGAAGUCGAUGAUUAUUGGGACUGUAGUUUUCUCGUUGUGACACUGCAGCUGUGUGAGUGGAGACAUCAUGCUCCUCCAAAAUACCAGUACAGUAUCUACACACCGAGCUACACGGUAUCACAACUGAGAAGACAACAGUCUUAAUAAUCACUGCCAUGGAAGCUUCAAAACUUAUGACAGUCACUUUGUCAAGAAAUUUCCUGCCUUAUGAAUCUCAAAGGUUCAUUACUGUGCUCAAAAGGUCCACCAUUUGACCCUAUCCUGAGCCAGUUAAUCAGAUUUACAACUUAUGUCUCAUACCCUUAUCCUCCUAUCUAUGCCUUAGUGUCAUAAGUGAUUCAUUCCCUUGAGGGAUUUUACCAAAAUUUUGUACACAUUUCUUUUAUCUCCAUCUGUCCCUUUCUCCAUGAUUUGACCAGCCUAAUAAUGUUAUCUAAAGAAUAAAAAUUAUGGAGUUCCUCGUUAUGCAGUUUCCUCCAGCCUCUUCUCUCUUCAUCUCUCUUAGAUCCAAAUAUUAUCCUGAGCAGCCUGUUCUGAAAUUCCCUCAAUCCAUGUUCUUCACUGAGAGUGAGAGACAAAGUCUCAUGCCCAUAGAAAACAACAGGCAAAAUUAUAAUUAUGUGUAUUUAGCCUGUAGAUAUUUAUAAAGCACUCAGGUAGAUGAUAGAUCCUGAAGUGAAUGAUAGCAAAUGUUUCCAAAAUUGAAUCUGUUCUUAAUUUCUUUGUUGAUGUAAUUUUUAUGUUGUUGUUCCCAAACUUUUGAAGUUUGCUAUAUUUUAAAGGAUUUAUUAAAAGUCAUGAUGUUAAUAUUUUGUCCUGUAUUCUGGUGAUGAAA
Cryptotermes secundus is the source of this 2559-nucleotide messenger RNA. RefSeq lists its product as uncharacterized. The coding region runs from base 43 to 1317 and encodes 424 amino acids. The record is from RefSeq and is a predicted model, not a curated record. The transcript is spliced from 6 exons. NCBI's taxonomy places the organism in Eukaryota, Metazoa, Arthropoda, Insecta, Blattodea, Kalotermitidae.